CAGGAAGCGGAAGCAGGAAUGUUGGAGUGUUUUCAGAAAAGUUUGGACAAGUUUGACAGUUUGGGAGCUGCGACAAAAACCGUGGAGAAACAUGACGGAGUGUUACCUGUUGCUGAUGUUCCUGUAGAGUCGUCAGUCUCCUCUGAUGGACUGAUUGACCUCAACCAGACACACAGACAGGUAGAUAUGGAGAGUGGAUCUCUGGCCAUGGACACCAGCACUGCUCCAGAUCCUAGAGUGCAGGCAGACUACAAUGUAGCCUGUCUGCGCCGUCGGGCAUGGGCAAAGAGCAAAGAUUCUACCUGGCUAGAAUCAGAAGAAGAGGGACCCCAACAGAACCAGAGGGACGGGGAAGAGCAAACACCCUCAGAGGAAACAGGGCAAGUGCCUAACAACAUCGCCAGCUGGCUGAUUGAAUGCAGGACUCCCCUGGGAGCCUCCUUAGAUGAUCAGACUGCUUCUCCCAGCAAAGGAGUGCAGAAGAACGGCUGCAGCUUUGAAGAUGACCUUUCAUUGGGAGCUGAAGCCAACCAUCUUCAGUCCAGUAACAAUAAAUCUGAAUCCUGCUUUGGGCUUGCGGCGGAUCAGAAGAGGAGUCAGUAUAAAGAGAGUGCAAGAAGUAUGAACUCCACAGGAUCAGGGAAGAGCAGCACUGUGUCCAGUGUGUCAGAGCUGCUGGACCUGUAUGAGGAAGACCCCGAGGAAAUCCUCUUAAAUCUUGGUUUUGGUCGAGAAGAACCUGACCUAGCCUCGAAGGUUCCUUCCAGGUUCUUCAACAACUCCUCUAUAGCGCGAGGCAUCGACAUUAAGGUCUACUUGGGAGCCCAGCUGCAGCGCAUGGAAGUGGAGCACCCCAACUACGCUCUGACCAGUCGUUUCCGUCAGAUCGAGGUCUUGACGACAGUAGCUAACGAGUUCUUCCAGCUCUACAGUCAAGUCUCUGGUCAGCCUGUCCAACGCAUCAGCUCCAAGGACCAAGGAGGGGCAGAAGGAGAAGGAAAAGAAGCAAACGAGUCGUGUCCUCCUUUGAAGAAGACCAACUCGGCUCGUAACGUUGCUAAACUCCUCAAGAAAACCAUCAGCAAAAAAAACCUGCAUGCGGCCGCCCCCGAGUCGCCUGAAGCAAACAACCAUCAGCCGCAGCUGAACGGACACGCUAACCCUGAUCACACGCACUCCAACGGUCACGCUAACGGCCUGGAGCAGAACGGCAGCAGUACUGACCCCGACCACCAGGCGGACACAGUCAACCAGAAACACAUGCGCAGGAAAGACUGUUCCCUGGCAACCGUCACCGAGGAAUCCAACGGUGAUGGAGACGACAGUCCUGAACAGAGCAGCGCCAGUCUAGCAGCCAAUGGAGAGCAUGAACCAGAAUCAGCUGACUCUCCGUCAACCAAUCAGAGAACAGAGGACAGGACCCAGGUAGGCAAAGAAGAGCUGGAGGAGAAGAACCGGACCUCAACCCCAGAGAGAGCUCAUCCCAGCCUGGCCCCGUUCAAGCUGGCCCAGAAGGAAAACACGGACUCUUUUGACAUGGAGGAGAUUAAUGAAGAUGAGGGUCUGCCACAAAGAAAUUCCAGAGCAACCGACCUGUUGAGGACAGUCAGUCAGCAGUCAGACAGCAGUGGUUUUGCUGAGGAGCCGUCUGCAGACUCCAACAUCUACCUCAAGGUGCAGGAGAGCAGCGACAGCUGUGACAGCGAGACCACCGUGACGUCACACCCUUCACUUGAUGUGGCCACGCCGGUCCCAAUGGACCAACCAGCUUUUGAGAUGCCAGACACCUGUGAGGAAGAGGCGGGUCCUGGUGCUGCUGCUGCUGCUGCUGAGGCUGAAGGGGGAAGUGGAUCCAGGGAAGAUGAGCAUGAUGGGAGUUUAGAGCAGAUUCUGCAGUACUCAGCGCACCACCUACCCAAGAACAUAGGAACGCAACAGGAUGAGAUCAGGGAGGAGGAGCUAGUUGAAAGUGAACACCAGAAUGAUUCCCAACCAGAAGCAGAACAGGAGAUUAUACCUGCUGCAGAACAAGAAUCACAACCAGAGUUGGAACACACCCCGAAUCAGACGGAGACCGCUGCAGACGCAGAACCACCCACAGAGGGAGCGGGUGCUGAGGAACAGGCCCAGGAAGAGCAAGGAACCUUGGACGAUUCUGGUCCACUUUGUUUUCCUCCUCCUCCAUCGUCUCCAGUCCUCUGCGCUCUGUACCGAGCCAAACAGAGCCAGCUGUCCCAUGGUCAUGAUCUGACCCAUAUCCCAGGGAGAGGACGAGGAAGACGUGGCGUCCCCCUGCAGAGGUCCUCCUCCUUGCCUUCUUCGCUCCUCUCCCCCACCAGGGUUGUGUCCUCUGUCAGGAUCCUGUUUGGGCGAGGACAGACGUCCUGCACGCAGCCAAGGUACUCCUUCAAAUACACUCCAGAGGAUAAAGGUGACGAGGAAGAGGAAGAGGAAGAGGAAGAAGAAGAGGAGGGGGAGGAACGAUCAAUGAAUUGUAUGUCUACCCUGAUCAUAAACCCCUCCUCCUCUUCAGACUCUAUCAACAAACCACCAAGGCUUCCCCCUGAAGGUCCCGUCCCACCGAAGCCCAUUCCACGCUACCUGCUGCGCUCCACCUGCUCCCUGCAGAGCAGCAGCCCUCCUGCAGAAUGGUCCCCAGGAAGCCAUGGCCACUCCUGGAGCACCCAGAGCGUUCCCGAACUCUUCUCCAAUCAGCAGCAUCCGGGCCAGUUCCAACAGAACAUGAGCACCAAGCAAAACCAGCAGAGUUGGAAUUCAGGCCAGAUGAUGUUUCGCUAUCCUAAUCCUCAAACUCCGUACGUAAACCCAAGCCCAAAUCCUAGUCCCAGCCCGUACCCCUCCCCUCUAAACCCUCCUCAGCAGUAUCCCUCCAAUCUCAAUCCGUACGCCAGUGUUCCUAACCUCCUUCAGCACCAACACUUUCCCCAUCAUUCUAGUCUAAACAGUCUCUACCAACCUCCAACUCCCACAAUCCCCCAGCACGGCAACCUCUCCAACUUUCAUCAGUCCUCAUCUGGUCAGCACAGCAACCUACAUCCUGGAACUCCAGCAAUGCACCAACAGGGCUACAAUCAUCUAUACGGCCAUCAGUCACCCUACAAUGCCUCUCCUCACGGCUCACAGUUUGCAUCCCCCUACCUUGGUCACAAUAUGUACAACAUGAACCCACACCUAGCGUACCACAACCCCGCCACACAGGGUCCGCCGUUUGCCCCAGAACAUGGCCUCCACCCAGGGUUUGCUACUCAUCCUGCAGGCUUUUACCCAGGCCUGGCCUCUUCCCUGGGCUCGGGUCACAGCCUCCACCCGGGGCUCAAUCCUCAUGCUGCUCCCGGUCCAGGAGCCAGCCAUGGCCCGUCCAGCACUGAGAUGCAGCUGAGGAGGGUCCUGCACGACAUCAAAGACACGGUUCAGAGCCUGAGCCAGACCCGAGUCGGCACUCCGGAUGUGUUCAGUGAGCCCAGAGGGGGUCUGCCCAGCCACAAGUCUUUGGCAGAGUUUCAGCAGAAGAGGCAGAGCCUGAACUUGUUCCGCAGUCAGAUGAUGGACCUGGAGCUGUCAAUCAUUCGACAGCAGGCUCAGGUCUACAAACACCUGAGCCCUGCUGACAGGAUGGAGGUGGAGCAGCUUCAGUCUCUGAGGUCGGCGGUCAGAGAGGAGCUGCAGGAGCUGGAACAACAGCUGGAGGACCGACUGAUGGAGCUGACACACAGCCCACCACACAGGGGUCUCCAUAGAGGCGGCAGUGUGGACAGUCUGUCCACCGCCUCUGCACUGAGAGCCAUGGAGCCAGUGUCAGACCUCCUCAGAGAGCAGCUCUACCUCCAAUCAGAGCUCAGUGAUGAUGGCCACGCCCCCUCCAGCGGCCCCUCGUCCCGAUCCUCCAGUCCAGUCAGAGGUGGAAGCCGGCAGAAAGGAGGCGUGUACCGGGCAACAAUUAACAUUAACCCUGUCCCUCCUCCUCGAUCCAUCACACACACUGAGGAAAAGGAAGAGGAGGAGGAGGAGCUGGAUGAGAACGAGCCGGACAGAGGAAGAGGAGGAGGAGUACCAGAAGAGGAAGGGGCAGCAGGAGGAGCCAGAGUGGGGAACCUGCAGCAGCUCAUCAAAGAGAUUCGAGAGAACUUGGCGCAGGAGGUCCGACAGGAAAUUUACAGCGAGCUGCUGGCUGCCGUGUCGCCACGGCAAUCACCCCAGCCCGGUAGCCGACAACCCCUGUAACACAGCAACAGCAAAGCAUCGCUCCCUUUCACCUUCAGCCUUCAUAACCACGGCAACACUGUCCGUCUGUAACACUGUAUAGCUGAGUAACACUGUUUCUGUGGAGCACUAUGUGCCUUCAACACUGUAUGUCUGUAACACUGAUGAUGAAACACCACCCCCCCCCCCCACCUGUGGAGCCUCCGACGGGACGCAGAGCCACGAGGACGUUUACUUGUCUAUUUGGUUCGAAUGUGCCGGUGUGAUGCAUGCUGGGAACACCAGCCUGUGAGCCACCAGCAGAAAGCUGUCGCCUUUUUUCUUCACGUUUCCUUUCUCUAAGCUGUUUUGAUCAAAGCUAGGCCUUAAAGUACUACCACUGCCAUUAAUACUACGAGUACUACAUCUAGUACUACUAACAUUACACUGCCAGCAUCACCACUACAGUCCCAGUCCUGUGAAUGUCCCUAUCAAGUUAUUUUGCCCUAGAUCCAAGUAUCAUAUGAGAUCAGGCUUCCCUAAUAAUAAUAAUAAUUAUCAUAAUAAUAAUAAUAAUGAUUUGGCUGAAUGAGUUUCAAUGGUAUCAGAGCGACAAACAGGUGACAGACUUCUGUGAGAAAUACUGUAAGUGCAUUAAUGCGGUUUAAUCUGAACUUUUUCUUCCUUUUAGUUUCGGGUAACAUUCCUUAAUUUUCAAUAAUCGCAGUCUUACUUAGCUUUUACUCUUCAAAGUUACUAAUUCCAUGCACAUUUCACCUUGAUGCAAAGGGCUCUAAGAGGUCUUAAAGAUGUGUCAUUACAGAUGUAUUUUGUCCCAUGUUAGUCAACAUUCCUUCAUCUUCAUCACCGUCACCAUCAUUGUCAUCGUGCUUCUGUUCCUCUCGCCUCAUUCACAGUUCAUUUUGUCGUGCUGGGUUUUGCUCAGCAUGGCCGAACUCAUCCUGAACUGAAAGGAUUUCACAGAAUGUCGUGCGUGUGUGUGUUUUGGUUGGUUGCUACAGAGCAGGUGAUGAGGUUAGUGUGUGAUGGCAUGUGAGGUACUGAGGAGUUCAAGCAGGUUUCAGUAAGUUGUCAUGGUGACAGUAAUGAUGAUGAUGAUGAUGAUGUUAUGCUCAAUCAUAAGGAAGAGCUUAGCCAGCAGAUCAUGUAUGGAUGAGCUGUUGAGUUCAAAUGUAUUUGUAUAGCAGUCUAUAGCAUCACAAGCUCAGUGCCAUUAUAUUCAAAGAAAGGCAAACAUCUCUACGGCCGAAAUGUCGCAACACUCAGCAUCUCACCACAAAAAAAUCUAGAUCGAUAAAUAACACUUCUUGUAAGAAGAUACAUUUGUAUUUUUGAUUUUGCGGUUAAUUAGCUGUGUUAGAAUGUUAGCUACCGACUCACCAAUUACAAACCUGUGUGCAAUAAUAUAUAGAUAUGUAUUGAUUACUGAGUAAAUCAAUUUUAACAUUUCAGGUCAUCCUGCACCACUUCAACUCAACAUGUCUACUAGUACAUCUGACAGAAAUGAAUCUGCAGUUUGCUGGUUUUAUUGAGAGAAACUCUAGAUUUCGCUUUUCUUUGUACAUAAUCCAGGUGAUUUAUCACUAAACAAUUCACCACUAAUGACCAAAAAGAAACAUCUGCCAGUUUACAUCAUGGGAAUUUUUUUGAAAGAUAUGUACAAUAUGUAAAGGCUAUGGACAAAUAACCGUUUCAUCUGUUAAAUUUAUGCCCUGAAUAACACAUGUGUUUGUCAAUUUAAAAGUUGAUUUUGCACGUCAAGAAGUCCCAUGAACUCUCUAGCUAUGUUUUAGGAACAAAUGUUACGUUAUUCUACAUGAUGUGUUUUAUUUAGCGACUAAUGAUCUUUUUUUUAUCAGCCAUCGAGCAAAAGAAGACCUGUUCCUCUUGUGAGUACAUCACGAAACAUAUACAUCGCAGGAGAGAAAGUUAUGAUAUGACAGAUUUAUGAAAAACUGCAACAAAACUUUUUACUUGACUUGCAAAAUAAUUGUUCAAUUGACAAACAUCGUAUUUGUAAUUAAUGGUACAAUUAGUAGUUUAGUAGUCUUAUUCCAAAUGAGGGUCAAUGGUCGUCAACCAGAAGGGGCCUGACUUUGCCUCACUAUUGAACUGAAAAAAUGUUUAAUCAGCAUUUAGUACUGUGUGUUGUGUCCAAGAGGCCUGUCAAUCAUGACAAACACACUCGAUUCAAAAAUGUUACGUCUUUGUGGAACAAUAUUUAACAAAAUGUCUGUACAGACUGACAUUAGAUUUGUCAGCCACAUCACACAGCCUUUGUUAUUCCCUUAUCUAAAUCAUUACUAACACGCAUUUGACCUUCGAUUCUCUCCAACAUUUAUGACUUUGUGUUUGUUUAAACAUUUUAUUUUUUAUGUUCACUGAUCACAAACCUUACUCUGCUGGACCAACACUCGCUGUGAACUCCGAGGCUCAAACGUGCUUUUAUUUUAUUUUGUAUCUGAUCAAGAAAAUCUUUCGCACACUUCUAAUUUCCCUGCUUUGUCUGUUGGUGUCUAUUAAUUUCUGUUAAUGUCUAAUAAUGAUGAUGUGUAUUUUGUAUUGAUGUCUUUUUCAGCGGGAUGCAUGGGAGGUAUCACUCCCAUGCGAUGAGAAUAAUAAAGAUGUAUUUAUUUUCAGUA
Messenger RNA from Trematomus bernacchii (emerald rockcod), 6863 nucleotides. RefSeq names its product ITPR interacting domain containing 2 (gene itprid2). Lineage: Eukaryota; Metazoa; Chordata; Actinopteri; Perciformes; Nototheniidae. Bases 19 to 4242 code for a protein of 1407 amino acids. Gene Ontology annotation, molecular function: signaling receptor binding. The record is from RefSeq and is a predicted model, not a curated record. The transcript has 22 exons.